AUGGAAGCAAGCGUUGAAUUAUUUACAAGCGUCGGUCUAAGCAAACUAAAGGCUGAAGAAACGUUAAAAAAUAAAGCUAUUGCAGCGCGACUAGCUAUUAUAAUACACGAGGCGAGAAGUCUAUCUGAUGUUGAAAUUGAUAGUGGUGUUGGAAACCUUCUGUAUCAAAUCGCUACCGAACUUCGUAAUCAAUCGAAGACCUCUUACUUACUGCAAUAUGUCUGCCGCAAAGAAAUAAAUAAUAAAUCACAACUGUCAGCUGCUAUGGCAUACUUCGUCGAUAAUCCUACUAGCCCGAUUGAUGACGUAAAAUUUAAAGCAGCUUGUGGAAUUGGAAUCACCGUUACCCCUGAGGAAACCAAAGCUGUGGUAUCACAAAUUAUAAAUAAACAUAAGAAUGAUAUAUUAAGCUGCCGAUACAAAUUUAAUUUUGGUACUCUUAUUUUUGAAGCCAGGGACAAGCUUAAGUGGGCAGACGGAAGGAGUGUUAAAUCGGAAAUCGACUCUCAGGUACAUGCACUCCUUGGUCCUAAAACUGCUGAAGAUAAAUCAAGUGUUAAGGUAAUUAUGACGCUUUCUUGUAAAAUUCUUAAGUUAACUUUCAGUAACAGCUUGAGUUGUGAAUAUUUAAUUCUUAAUUUUCAUAAGCCAGGUGAAAAUUAUAAAACCGAUGGUUACGUAGUAACGAAUAAAACGAUGGAUAUCUUACAGCAUCACCUUAAUUAUACAGGUGGCCAGGUACGGACCAGAUUUCCUCCCGAACCCAAUGGCAUAUUGCAUAUAGGACAUGCAAAAGCGAUCAAUUUUAAUUUCUGUUAUGCAAAGGCAAACAAUGGUAUUUGCUUCUUAAGAUAUGAUGAUACUAAUCCGGAAGUUGAAGAAGAAGAGUACUUUGUUGGAAUACUGGAAGCCGUGCGUUGGCUCGGUUACGAACCUUACAAAGUUACACACUCCUCCGACUACUUCGAAGAGUUAUAUCAUUAUGCUAUCGAAUUGAUAAAUAGGGACUUGGCUUAUGUAUGUCAUCAAUCAGUAGACGAUAUAAAAGGAUAUAGCCCAUUGCCUAGUCCUUGGAGGGAUCGUCCAAUUGAGGAAUCACUAAUACUGUUUGAGGACAUGAAAAAUGGAAAAAUUGAUGAGGGAAAGGCUACUCUAAGAAUGAAAAUGACUCUAGAAGAUGGUAAAGCAGAUCCUGUUGCUUAUCGAAUUAAAUUCACUCAUCAUGCUAGAUCAGGAAAUAAAUGGUGCAUUUAUCCUACAUACGACUAUACGCAUUGCCUUUGUGACUCAUUGGAACAUAUCACUCAUUCUUUGUGCACUAAAGAAUUUCAAUCUAGGAGAUCUUCCUACUAUUGGUUAUGCAAUGCAGUAGAUGUUUAUUGUCCGGUCCAGUGGGAAUACGGAAGGUUAAACUUACCGUAUACAGUCGUAUCAAAACGCAAGAUUGUACAACUGAUUAAACAUGGAAUUGUAAAGAGCUGGGAUGAUCCACGCCUAUUUACCCUUUCGGCUCUCAGAAGACGCGGAUUUCCUCCAGCAGCCAUCAAUCGAUUUUGUGCUAAAGUAGGAGUAACUAUGGCUCAGGUAACGAUCGAUACUCAGUUGCUAGAAUCAUGUGUCCGAGAGGAAUUAAAUUUAACAGCUCCAAGAAUUAUGGCUGUAUUGGACCCACUCAAGGUUUCAAUAGUUAACUUUCCCGAACCUAAGAACUUGAUAUUAUCAGUUCCGGACUUUCCUCAAGAUUCCAGUAAGGGCAACCAUAAUAUUGUGUUUAGUAAUGUGAUAUACAUUGAGCGGGGUGACUUCAAAAAGACGGCUGGAGAGAACUUCCAUCGUUUAACUGAAAAUCAGUACGUAGGCUUAAGACACACCGGCUACGCAAUUAUGGUUCAAGAUAUUGUUAUGAACGAUAAAAAUAAUAUUGAAGAGUUACUGGUCGUUGCAAAACCGAUAUCUGACAUUCGUAAACCGAAAGCGUUCAUUCAUUGGGUAUCAGAACCGCUCACAUGCGAAGUUAGAAUCUAUGAGCGACUGUUCAAACAUGCGAACCCAGCAGAGGUGCCUGGUGGCUUCUUGAACGAUAUUAACGAGAAUUCCCUGCAUGUUUUCGGGAACGCGUUAAUAGACAGUACCACUGCUAAUGCUGCAGUAGGAUCUCAGUUUCAAUUCGAACGUAUGGGGUAUUUUUGCGUAGAUAGAGAUUCCACCAGAGAUAAGUUGGUAUUUAACCAGAUCAUAAAACUUCGCGAAGAUUUUACAAAGGAAUAG
Molecule: messenger RNA, 2268 nt
Organism: Trichoplax adhaerens
Lineage: Eukaryota; Metazoa; Placozoa; Uniplacotomia; Trichoplacea; Trichoplacidae
Exons: 24
Coding region: 1-2268 (755 amino acids)
Biological process (GO): glutaminyl-tRNA aminoacylation; translation
Cellular component (GO): cytoplasm; aminoacyl-tRNA synthetase multienzyme complex; cytosol
Molecular function (GO): glutamine-tRNA ligase activity; ATP binding
Source: RefSeq, a predicted model, not a curated record